Neoarthrinium moseri is the source of this 2586-nucleotide messenger RNA. RefSeq lists its product as uncharacterized. Bases 1 to 2586 code for a protein of 861 amino acids. NCBI's taxonomy places the organism in Eukaryota, Fungi, Ascomycota, Sordariomycetes, Amphisphaeriales, Apiosporaceae. Gene Ontology annotation, biological process: proteolysis. Gene Ontology annotation, molecular function: calcium-dependent cysteine-type endopeptidase activity. The record is from RefSeq and is a predicted model, not a curated record. The transcript is spliced from 2 exons.
AUGGAGGCGAAAGCACGAGAACAGGAAGCCCUGCUGUCAAGGUCAACUGGCCAAGAAGCCCUGGAUCAGGCCAUAGCCGCGGCCGAGCUGUACAUGAAGGCAGCGGCGGCAGCAAAAAGCCCUUCUGAGAAGACUCGGCUGAAGCAGAAAAUCAACGACCUCAUCUCGCAAGCCGAGCGGCUGAAGAAAUCCAUCAAGGCAGGGGACAGCGUUAGUAAGGUCGAGCAACGUCUGAAGCUUCCGCGUCGGGUACGGCAACUUCCCACAAGCGAGAAAAAUAUCCUUCUCCGUGGCUCCAAACUGCAUGGCAAUAUCUUCCCACCAUGGGAAUCGGAUCCGGACCCGGAGGACUUCACGGGAGCAGUGUUCGUGGACACGGCAGAAUUCCCUCUGUCGGAAAGACAAGAACAAGUCUUUGCAGGCUGGAAGAGACCAACGGAACUGGAUGUUUACAGCAAUGCUGAUACGAAAGAUGAAUGGGUCAUGCAGAGCCUCAUGAAGGCAGACGACGACUAUGAUCUUGUGCAGGACAUAACGACAGACUGCUCCGUUGUCGCGAGUCUCUGCGCCAGCAUCAAACACCUACAGCCAGGGCCCCUAUCGAUACUCUCGGCGCUCAUGUUUCCGAUAGACUCGGAUCAUGGACAGCCAAAAGUCUCAGCGAGUGGGAAGUAUGUCUUUCGGAUGUACUUCAACGGUUGCUUCAGGAAGGUCAUCAUCGACGACAGACUGCCGUCCUCAUCAAAUACCCGCACCUUGUACGUGGUAGAUCGGCAGAAUCCCCGGCUGAUUUGGCCGGCGCUGAUGGAGAAGGCAUACCUCAAGGUCCGGGGCGGCUACGACUUUCCUGGAAGCAAUUCAGGGACCGACCUUUGGGUUCUCACCGGUUGGAUACCGCAGCAAUUGUUUCUACAGAGUGAUGAUAUUGACUUUAAUCAAACAUGGUCGAGGGUCAAGAAGGGCUACGACUACGGCGAUGUAGUCGUUACGCUCGGAACCGGACGUUUGUCAGAGGUUGAAGAGGAGACCUUGGGAUUAGCUGGAGAGCAUGACUACGCCGUGCUUGACAUCUCCGAGACCUCAGGCACCAGGAGGAUGCUGGUCAAGAAUCCAUGGUGUGACGGUCUCGUGUGGAAAGGGGCAGGCGCAGCGAGUGCAAAUGCGGCCACGGACGAGCAUCCAACUAAACUCAAGCCUGGUUCCUUCUGGAUCGACUUCGACGACGUGGCACAGCACUUCGAGUCCCUCUAUCUCAAUUGGAACCCGGCGCUCUUCACGGAACGUCAAGAUCACCACUUCGUCUGGCAGCUCCCGUCUCCGACCAUGUCCGAGUCGUUCGCCCACAACCCGCAAUACUCCAUGACGGCCAGCGGCAGUGGCAGCGUCUGGAUCCUCCUCAGCCGGCACUUCCAAGACGAUGAGCUGGCGAUCGCCAAAUCCCGCUCCUCUACGACCCUGGCAGACGUCUCGAACCGCCUCGGCUUCAUGUCGCUCUACAUUUUCGACAACAAGGGCCACCGCGUCCAGCUGGGCGACAAGUCGCUCUACCGCGGGCCCUUCGUUGACUCGCCCCAGACCCUGGCGCCCUUCGAGGCCAAGAAGGGCGUGCGGUACACCAUCGCGGUCGCCCAGCACGGCAUGCCGCUGCCCAAGUACUCCUUCACGCUGUCCUUCUUCUCGCGCAGCGCCCUCGACAUCAUCCAAGCCCCAGACCCCAUGGCGCAGUACACCGAGGUGCACGGGGCGUGGACGCGGCGGACCGCGGGCGGCAACGCCGCUUCACCCUCGUACCUGCUGAACCCGCAGUUCGCCAUCACGGUGCCGUCGCCGGGCCCGCUGUCGGUGCUGCUCUCGACCUCGAACCCGGACCUGCCCGUCCACGCGGAUCUGGUGUGGGCAGGCGGCGCCCGCGUCACCGCCCUGACGGUCCGCGACCUCGUCGCCGGCUCCGGCGACUACCGCCGCGGCUGCGCCCUGCUGCAGGUCCCCAGCGUCGACGCCGGCACCUACACCGUCGUCUGCAGCACCUUCGAGCCCGGCCACCUGGCCGACUUCACCCUGCGCGUCGGCAGCAACGCACCGGCCGGCCCCGGCGCGGGCGCCGUGGUGGUGAGCCCCGUGCUCGGCGACGCCGCGGGCCGGCUGCGCACCGCGCUCGCGCCCCUCGUGUUGGAUGCCGCUGGUGGUGGUGCCGGCGCGAAGCACCGGGCCCAGGUCACCGUCGCACGGCUGACGCGCGCCACCGUCGUCAUCACGCCGCCGGACCUGGGCUUCGCGCGUUCGACAACCACCAACACGACGCUGCGCCUGCGGCUGCAGACGGGGCGCGGCCCCAACAAGCAGGUCGUGGCAUCGACGGGGGGCGGCGAGUUCAAGGAGCUCGGCGCCGCGGGGCUGCGCACGCCCGAGUUCGACCUCGACCCGGCGGUCACGCGGCGCGGGCUCUGGGUCGUGGUCGAGACAAUCGGUAGUGGUGGUGGAGGUGGAGGCGGCGGCGGCGGCGGCGGUGGUGGCGGUGGGUUCAAGGUCGAGGUGCUCAGUGAGGGGCCCGUUGGGAUUGGGCCCUGGGAAGUUGUUGACGACUGA